CUGUGCCCUGACGUCUCGGGCGCGCCGUGCGUCGUGUCCCCCCGCCAGAGGCCUGGACCCUGCGUUGGUCGCAGGAGUGGGGUCACUGGUGUGGGGACCACCCGCAGAGCGUUGUGUAGGGAGUAACGGCCCUUGCAGCGUGACAGCCGCGUUCGAGCGCUGCGCAGUUAGUGUGCUCCGCAGCAUUGCCUGGGAGCAGGGGACAGUAGCUGCUGGCAGAUGGGUCCGGGUCCCUUUCUCGGGCCUGGGAAGCUGAGUCAGCACUCUGGUCUCGAAGCUGACAGGCCCCCCGAGCUGGGCGCUGGGGCUCCUGGUUCCCUGGUCCCCUUAAUGGGGCGCCGUGUCUAGCCUGAGGGUGGGGACGGCGCUGCUCGCCCUGAGGACAGGCUUCCGGCGUGGCUGUGUCUGAUGGCGUCAUCAAGGUGUUCAAUGACAUGAAGGUGCGCAAGUCGUCCACCCCCGAGGAGGUGAAGAAGCGCAAGAAGGCCGUGCUCUUCUGCCUGAGCGAGGACAAGAAGAACAUCAUCCUGGAGGAGGGCAAGGAGAUCCUGGUGGGCGACGUGGGCCAGACUGUGGACGACCCCUACGCCACCUUUGUCAAGAUGCUGCCCGACAAGGACUGCCGCUACGCCCUCUAUGACGCGACCUACGAGACCAAGGAGAGCAAGAAGGAAGACCUGGUGUUCAUCUUCUGGGCCCCUGAGUCUGCACCCCUUAAGAGCAAAAUGAUCUAUGCCAGCUCCAAGGAUGCCAUCAAGAAGAAGCUGACGGGAAUCAAGCACGAGUUGCAAGCAAACUGCUACGAGGAGGUCAAGGACCGCUGCACCCUGGCAGAGAAGCUUGGGGGGAGCGCCGUCAUCUCCCUGGAGGGCAAGCCUUUGUGAGCCCCCUCCAGCCCCCUGCCUGGAGCAUCUGGCAGCCGACCCGCCUAUGGGGGUUGCAGGCUGCCCCCUUCCUGCCAGACCUGAGGGGCUGGGGGGAUCCCAGCAGGGGGAGGGCAAACCCUUCACCCAUUUGCCAAACAGCCCCCCCAUCCCCCGGACCAUCCUCUUCCCUCCAUCCCCGACGGUUCUGGCCUUUCCAAACUGCUUUUUGAUCUUCUGAUUCCUCUUGGGUUGAAGCAGACCAAGUUCCCCCCCCCCAGGCACCCCAAUUUUGGGGGGCCUGUAUUUUUUUUAACGACACCCCCCCUCCCCACCUGCUUCCCCUUUCCCGUGCUGCCAACUCUAACCACAGUAGUGACUCUGUGCUCGUCUGUUUAGUUCUGUGUGUAAUGGAACGUUGUGGAGAUGACCCCCUCUGCGCGCCUCACCCCUCCCCUUGGCCUCUCCGCUCCUGGAGCACUAAGGGACCUUCAAUUAAAAAAAACACAACAAUAAAAA
Messenger RNA from Sorex araneus (European shrew), 1382 nucleotides. RefSeq names its product cofilin 1 (gene CFL1). Gene Ontology annotation, molecular function: actin filament binding. Gene Ontology annotation, biological process: cell motility; actin filament fragmentation; actin filament severing. Lineage: Eukaryota; Metazoa; Chordata; Mammalia; Eulipotyphla; Soricidae. The coding region runs from base 435 to 884 and encodes 149 amino acids. The transcript has 4 exons. Gene Ontology annotation, cellular component: actin cortical patch; actin cytoskeleton; cytoplasm. The record is from RefSeq and is a predicted model, not a curated record.